CGCUCGGCUGCGGGCCGCCCCCUCCCCUCUCCCCACCCCGGGCGGGGGCGCGCGAGCAGCGGUGACGUCAAGGGGCGCGCGGUGGCAGCACCUCCCCGCGCGCUAGUUAAAAAGAAGAAGAAAAGAGGGAGCGAAACAUGAGAGGCUGUGUGAGAAGCUGCAGCCGCCGGCAGAGGAGACCUCAGCAUCCUCUACAGCCCAGCGCCGGCCCUGCCUUCUUUGCCUGCCCCGCCGUUGCCGCCUCUGCCUGUGCGCCUGCUACCGUCUCACCUGAACAACUCCCGUUACACGGACCAGUGAACCGUCUGCUCUUCUUCCAACUCCUCCUCCUCCUCCCACUUCCCAGCCGCAUCAGAGAACCCUUACCCCAACUGACAGUGGCACCACUGCUAGCGGUGUCAUCCGCACAACUUUGUCUAGCUCCUGGGGCUCCUCGCGCCGUCUGUGGUUUUCUUGCAAAGUUCCAUCGGUCUAGCUAUCUGCGUCCCCGCAGCCUCCCUCUGCCGAGCGCGUGUCUGGCUUCCCCGCAGCCUCCUCGCGGAGCUGCGCCCGAGUGUCCCUACCGGGCAGUGGCAUUCACCCCGCGCCCAGCCGUCCGCGCCCAGUCCCUGUCGCGCGCGGCAGGCGAUGCUGAAGAUGCUCUCCUUUAAGCUGCUGCUGCUGGCCGUGGCUCUGGGCUUCUUUGAAGGCGAUGCUAAGUUUGGGGAAAGAAGCGAGGGGAGUGGAGUGAGGAGGAGAAGGUGCCUGAAUGGCAGCCCCCCGAAGCGCCUGAAAAGGAGGGACAGGCGCAUGAUGUCCCAGCUGGAGCUACUGAACGGGGCGGAGAUGAUGUGCGGAGGCUUCUACCCGCGGCUGUCCUGCUGCCUGCGGAGUGACAGUCCUGGGCUGGGCCGCCUAGAGAACCAGAUAUUUUCUGUGACCAACAACACAGAAUGUGGGAAGCUGCUGGACGAGAUCAAGUGUGCACUUUGCUCUCCACAUGCUCAGAGCCUGUUCCACUCACCUGAGCGAGAAGUCUUGGAAAGAGACCUUGUCCUUCCCCUGCUCUGCAAAGACUAUUGCAAAGAGUUCUUUUACACUUGCCGAGGCCAUCUUCCAGGUUUCCUUCAAACAACUGCUGAUGAGUUUUGCUAUUACUAUGCAAGAAAAGAUGGCGGGUUGUGCUUUCCAGAUUUUCCAAGAAAACAAAUCAGAGGACCGGCAUCUAACUACUUGGACCAAAUGGAAGAAUAUGACAAAGUGGAAGAGAUUAGCAGAAAGCACAAACACAACUGCUUCUGCAUUCAGGAGGUUGUGAGUGGGCUGCGACAGCCUGUGGGUGCCUUGCACAGCGGGGAUGGCUCACAUCGCCUCUUCAUUCUGGAAAGAGAAGGAUACGUGAAGAUACUGACCCCCGAAGGAGACAUUUUCAAGGAGCCUUAUUUGGACAUUCACAAACUUGUUCAAAGUGGAAUAAAGGGAGGAGAUGAAAGAGGACUGCUAAGCCUCGCAUUCCAUCCCAAUUACAAGAAAAAUGGAAAGCUGUAUGUGUCUUAUACCACCAACCAAGAACGAUGGGCUAUUGGGCCUCACGACCACAUUCUUAGAGUUGUGGAAUACACAGUAUCCAGAAAAAAUCCCCAUCAAGUUGACUUAAGAACAGCCCGAGUAUUUCUGGAAGUUGCGGAACUCCACAGAAAGCAUCUGGGAGGACAACUGCUCUUUGGCCCUGAUGGAUUUCUGUACAUCAUCCUGGGUGAUGGAAUGAUCACAUUGGAUGACAUGGAAGAAAUGGAUGGACUAAGUGAUUUCACAGGCUCGGUGCUGAGGCUGGACGUGGACACAGACAUGUGCAACGUGCCUUACGCCAUACCAAGGAGUAACCCGCACUUCAACAGUACCAACCAGCCCCCUGAGGUCUUUGCCCAUGGGCUGCAUGACCCAGGCAGAUGUGCCGUGGAUCGACAUCACACUGACAUCAACAUCAACUUAACCAUCCUCUGUACAGACUCCAACGGCAAAAACAGAUCUUCAGCCAGAAUCCUACAGAUAAUCAAGGGGAAAGAUUAUGAAAGUGAGCCAUCCCUUCUAGAAUUCAAGCCAUUCAGUAAUGGUCCUUUGGUUGGGGGAUUUGUGUACAGAGGCUGCCAGUCCGAAAGACUAUAUGGAAGCUAUGUGUUUGGAGACCGUAAUGGGAAUUUCUUAACUCUCCAGCAAAGUCCCGUGACCAAGCAAUGGCAAGAGAAACCGCUCUGUGUUGGGACUGGUGGUUCCUGUAGGGGCUACUUUUCAGGUCACAUCCUUGGAUUCGGAGAAGAUGAGCUAGGAGAAGUCUAUAUUUUAUCAAGCAGUAAAAGCAUGACCCAGACUCACAAUGGAAAACUCUACAAGAUUGUAGACCCCAAAAGGCCUUUGAUGCCCGAGGAAUGCAGAGCCACAGUGCUACCUGCGCAGCCACUCGCUUCGGAGUGCUCCCGGUUCUGUCGGAAUGGCUACUGUACUCCCACGGGCAGGUGCUGUUGCAGCCCAGGCUGGGAAGGGGAUUUCUGCAGAACCGCAAAAUGCGAGCCACCGUGUCGUCAUGGAGGCGUCUGUGUUAGACCCAACAAGUGCCUCUGUAAAAAAGGCUAUCUUGGUCCUCAGUGUGAGCAAGUGGACAGAAACAUCCGCAGAGUGACCAGGGCAGGUAUUCUUGAUCAGAUCAUUGACAUGACAUCUUAUUUGCUGGAUCUAACAAGUUACAUUGUAUAGUUUCUGGGACUGUGUGAAUACUCCUUUCCACUGGGCAUUUAUUUUUAUCCUGUCAUUAAAAA
Ochotona curzoniae (black-lipped pika) is the source of this 2792-nucleotide messenger RNA. It is a transcript of the gene HHIP, whose product is annotated as hedgehog interacting protein. The record is from RefSeq and is a predicted model, not a curated record. The transcript has 13 exons. NCBI's taxonomy places the organism in Eukaryota, Metazoa, Chordata, Mammalia, Lagomorpha, Ochotonidae. The coding region runs from base 628 to 2730 and encodes 700 amino acids.